UCAGUUAAGCCAUUCAACGCCCUGUACUCAUGCGAACGGUGCGACACUAUGUGGACAGUGGGAGCCCACAGCCCAAAGUACUCGGCGGUCGACCAGUGCCUCCGUUGCCGUCACGACUAUCGGCCCGUAUGUGUGAUUGAUACCAAAGGUACGGCACAUCCCUCUGCAGCGCCAACACUCUUCGCGCACUUCCCGUCCAUCAGGUUUAAGCCGGAGUUCUCGACCUCCUAUUACGGCGAGUAUCAGUGCUCGAGAGGCCGGUGCGGACGGGCCUGGAGUUCGCACCAGUCAUGGCUCGGCUAUCAGCGCCAGUGUCCGGACUGCACCAAAUGGAUAUACCCCUGGCUUCUGCGAACUCACGAGUGGGUGGGCCCGGACUCCCUGUCCACUGGCAAUGUCUUCAAACGUAAGGCCAGGCGUUCGGUCGGUGAACAUCGAUCUGGCUUUUGGGCCCGACUUUGGCUUAUAGUGGCAGUGGUUUUGGUGAUGGCGGCCGUCGCAGCCGUUGUGGUGGCCACCGGUGCUUACGAUCGACUCGUGCCGUAUGUGGCGCCUGUGGUGAAGGAUCUGAUGGCCAAAGUGGACAGCAUUUACGCUAAUUGGGGAUCGGAUUAGGGAUUGAAUGGCCAGUCGUUGUCCGGGCGCUUACUUUUGCCGAUUUGCA
Medioppia subpectinata is the source of this 664-nucleotide messenger RNA. The record is from the annotation of a GenBank genome assembly. NCBI's taxonomy places the organism in Eukaryota, Metazoa, Arthropoda, Arachnida, Sarcoptiformes, Oppiidae.